Paramecium octaurelia is the source of this 546-nucleotide messenger RNA. Lineage: Eukaryota; Ciliophora; Oligohymenophorea; Peniculida; Parameciidae. The record is from the annotation of a GenBank genome assembly.
AUGGGCUCUUGUUAUUCUUAAGUUCCUUACACUUUUCCAGAUGGAGGAAUAUACGAUGGCGAAAUGAAAGAUGGGCUUCCUGUAUAAUUGUUAAGGUGAAUCUAGGACGGAAAAGGUAAAAUUAUCUGGGAUAACGGAACCUAAUUCGAAGGCUAUUUUGAAAAGGGCAAAAAGGUUAAACACGGAGUUUUUAAAUGGGCUGAUUCCUCACAUUAUGAGGGCGAAUUUUUGAAUGAAAAUUUUCAUGGAUAUGGUGAAUAUUAUUGGUACAACGGUAGGGUGUACAAGGGUAAUUGGGUUAAUGGUAAGAUGGAAGGUCAUGGCACACUUAGUUUUGAUGGUAAGGAGUAUGUCGGUACUAAUUUAUUAAAUCGUUAAGGUGAAUUCAAAAAUGAUAAAAAGAAUGGGUUUGGGGAAUUGAGAUGGCCUGAUGGCUAGAAAUACAUAGGUAAUUGGAAGAAUGGGAGACAAGAUGGUAAAGGGAAAUUAAUAGAGCCAAAUGGAAAUGUGAGUGAAGGCAUCUGGGUGAAGGGCAAAAAGUAAUGA